This is a messenger RNA of Vicia villosa (hairy vetch), 4458 nucleotides long. RefSeq lists its product as uncharacterized. Gene Ontology annotation, biological process: DNA integration. NCBI's taxonomy places the organism in Eukaryota, Viridiplantae, Streptophyta, Magnoliopsida, Fabales, Fabaceae. Gene Ontology annotation, molecular function: nucleic acid binding. Bases 1 to 4458 code for a protein of 1485 amino acids. The record is from RefSeq and is a predicted model, not a curated record. The transcript has 5 exons.
AUGCGAGGUAAGGCCUCAACUGAUUUUCCUUUUAACGCAGAACCCGAAAGAUAUUUGCGUGCUAGACUCCGACAAGCUAAACGAGAAAGACUGGCAGAAGUAGAAAGAGAGGAAGAAACCACUGUUCACUCUAAACAUUCAGAUUCUGAGUCAGACACAGGUUCACAACCAGAAGUUCAUAUCAUGGCUGACUUACCUCCUCCGGAAAGACUUUUGGGUGAUUAUGGCAGAGAAAAUAAUCCAGCAGUGAGAUUGACAAUAGUCAAUCAACCGACAAAGCAACUUAUUGAUACAGCUACCGGUGGCUCAACUAAUUUCUCAACAGCCACUGGUAUUAAGAAGAUUAUUGAGGCUAUUGCUGCUAAUGAGCAUUUGGAGCUCUAUGAUCGUACUGUGAGUCAACCUGAAGGAAAAAUUGAUUUAAAACUGGCAAAUCAGGUUGUGAACAUGGAAGAUCAAAUUAAAGCUGAAGUGGAAAGAAGACUGAAAGGUAUGAAUUUAGGUACUCAGACGGUAGCUCAAGUUCAACCUGCUCAAGCGAUGGUUUGUGAAAUCUGUGCUGGACCACACUUCGCCAUUCAUUGUGUUGCUACUGAGGCUAUAAAGUUCUUGAGGCAAAAUAACCCCUACUCCAACACUUAUAAUCCAGGGUGGAAAAAUCAUCCAAAUUUUCCGUGGAAGGAUCAACAGGGUAAUGUCCAAAAGCAAGUUCCUCAACAACAACAGUACAUGCCUCAACAACAACCACCUUACCAGCAACAAUAUCAGCCACCUCAGCAAUCCUAUCAACAACAAGGGCCGAAAAAAGCAGAUUGGGAGAUAGCCAUUGAAAAAAUGGCAGUGCAGAAUGUUAAGUUCCAGGAAGAGACAAGAAAUAACCAAAGGAACACUAAUGCUUCUAUCAAAAAUCUUGAACUUCAACUUGGACAGAUAGCACAGCAGAUCACAAGUUCUCAAGCACCAGGUGCUUUACCAAGUGCAACUGUGACAAAUCCAAGAGAGCAUAAUAAUGUGAGUGCAGUAACUACAAGAAGUGGAAAAACAACUGAAGCCCUUGAAAAGAAAGUUGAGGAAGAAGAUACAUUACUUGAAGUGGAUCUUGAAAUCUUAGAAAAUAAAACACCACCAAUAGAAGAAGUCAUAUUGAAGCCAGUUGUGAAGGAAAAGUCUACUGAGCAAAAGCCCAUAAUAAAGCUCCCAUUUCCACAAAGGAACAAGAAGCAGAAGCAGGACGAGAAAAACUUUCAGAAGUUUGUAGAAAUGUUCAGGAAGUUGGAAAUUAACAUCCCAUUUUCUGAGGCACUCGAGCAGAUGCCUAUUUAUGCCAAAUUCAUGAAAGACAUCAUAUCCAAGAAACGCACCACUGACACUGACUCUGUUAUACUAACUGAAACUUGUAGUGCUAUUUUGCAGGGUAUGAAGAUUCCAGUUAAAAAACCAGAUAGAGGCUCGGUUACUAUUCCUUGCACCAUUGGAGAUAGGUCCUUUAAAAGGGCUCUGAUUGAUUUGGGGGCUAGUGUAAGCCUUAUGCCUUUGUCCAUCUAUAGGAAACUCGGGAUUGGAAGAGUUCAAGACCCCAGAAUGACACUUCAAUUUGCCGAUCACUCAGUGAAGAAACCAUUUGGGAUUGUUGAAGAUGUUCUGGUUAAAGUUGAUAAAUUUGUUUUUCCUGUUGAUUUUGUAAUUCUGGAAAUGCCAGAAGAUGAGGAGAUACCCCUGAUCCUGGGUAGACCAUUUUUAGAGACAGGUAGAUGUAUGAUAGACAUUGAGAAUGGUACUAUGACUCUUAAGGUUUAUGAUGAGGAGCUGAAAAUUAAUGUGAGAAGCACUAUGAAGCACAAAGAGGAUGUAGGUACAAAUCACUCAGUGGAAGUGAUUAAUCAGAUAGUAGCCGAUAACAUUCAGAGUAGUUUUCCAGAAUCACCGUUAGAAAGAGUUCUGUGCUUGUCAACUGAGGAGAUGGAGGAGAGUGAUAAUGAGAAGGAAAAAGAAAUUCUUGCUUUACUUGAUGCACAACCACCUUGGUUGAAAUCCAAACCACACCGGUGGGAGGAUUUAAGAGGUUCACCAGAAACAGAAGGUGAAAAGGAAAACAAAACAGGUACAAGUUCUGAGUUAAAACAACUACCUGUUAAUCUUAAAUAUGUUUUUCUAGAAUCUGGAGAAAAAUGUCCUGCUAUCAUCAAUUCUAAGUUAAAUGAAAAAGAUGAAGAAAAGUUGAUACAGGUACUUAAGAAGCAUAGGAGUGCUAUUGGUUGGACUAUCGAGGAUAUAAAAGGAAUUAGCCCCACGAUGUUAGAGAGACUUGCAGGAUACGAGUAUUACUGUUUUCUGGAUGGAUAUUCGGGGUACAAUCAGAUUGCUGUAGCCCCAGAAGAUCAGGAGAAGACUGCAUUCACAUGCCCUUAUGGUAUUUUUGCUUACAGACGGAUGCCAUUUGGGUUAUGCAAUGCCCCAGCUACUUUUCAGAGAUCUAACUUGUCUCUUGUUUUGAAAAGGUGUCAGGAAACUAACCUUAUUCUCAAUUGGGAGAAAUGCCAUUUUAUGGUGCAGGAAGGUAUCGUGCUUGGCCACAAGAUUUCCCAUAAAGGAAUUGAAGUGGACAAAGCCAAAGUGGAGGUGAUAGCUAAUCUUCCACCCCCCGUGAAUGAAAAGGGGAUAAGGAGCUUUAUAGGACAUGCAGGCUUCUAUCGCAGGUUUAUCAGAGACUUCUCAAAAGUGGCUAAACCAUUAACUGAUUUGCUUGUUAAAGACAAGCCCUUUAAUUUUGAUAGUAAUUGUUUGGCAGCUUUUGAGACUUUAAAGAGUAAGUUGAGUACUGCACCUGUUGUAAUAGCCCCCGAUUGGUCAUUACCUUUUGAAAUAAUGUGUGAUGCUAGUGACAUUGCUGUGGGGGCUGUUUUGGGACAAAGAAAGGACAAACUAUUACAUGUGAUAUAUUAUGCUAGUCAUGUCCUUAAUCCGGCCCAAAUGAACUAUGCAACUACCGAGAAGGAGUUGUUGGCCGUGGUUUAUGCUUUUGACAAAUUUAGGUCUUAUUUGCUUGGGUCAAAAGUUAUUGUUUAUACUGAUCAUGCUGCUUUAAAGUAUUUGUUUGCUAAGCAGGAAUCCAAACCCAGACUUUUGAGAUGGAUACUUCUCCUUCAGGAAUUUGAUCUUGAAAUCAAAGAUAAAAAGGGGUGUGAGAAUACAGUUGCAGAUCACUUAUCUCGCAUGAACCCGAUUAAGGAAACUGAAGAGGAGCAUCCAAUCCAAGACACAUUUGCUGAUGAGAGAACCCUAGCUGUGACUGGAACCCCAUGGUUUGCUGACUAUGCAAAUUACUUGGUAGGUGGAGUUAUACCUGAUGAUUUUAGUGCUAACCAAAAGAAAAAGUUUCUCUAUGAUUGUAGGUUUUAUUUGUGGGAUGACCCAUUCCUAUACAAAAGGGGAGUGGAUGGCCUAAUCAGAAGAUGUAUUCCCGAAGGAGAGCAGAGAGAUAUACUGAAGGCUUGUCACGAUUCUGAGUAUGGAGGACACUUUAGUGGAGAUAGAACAGCAGCAAAAGUCCUCCAAUCCGGGUUCUAUUGGCCUACGCUAUUCAAGGAUGCCUAUUACUUGGUCCGAGAAUGUGACAGAUGCCAAAGAACAGGUAAUAUCACGAGGAGAAACCAGAUGCCACAGAAUUCAAUGUUAGAGGUAGAGCUGUUUGAUGUGUGGGGUAUUGAUUUUAUGGGACCAUUUCCACCAUCAUUCGGAAAGAACUAUAUUUUGGUGGUGGUCGAUUAUGUGUCCAAGUGGGUAGAAGCUGUAGCAUUAGCCACAAAUGAUGCUAAAGUAGUUCACAAGAUUGCAACACCGUAUCACCCUCAGACGAGUGGACAGGUAGAAGUGUCCAACAGGCAGAUCAAGCAGAUAUUGGAAAAGACCGUUAAUGCUUCUAGGAAAGACUGGGCUGUGAAAUUAGAUGACGCGCUCUGGGCUUACAGGACAGCAUUCAAAACACCUAUAGGUAUGUCUCCGUAUCAGCUUGUUUAUGGUAAAGCUUGUCAUUUGCCGCUCGAACUCGAGCACAAGGCAUUUUGGGCCACCAAAUUCUUAAACCUUGAUUCCAAAAAAGCUGAUGGUUCCCGAAUUCUCCAACUCCAUGAGUUAGAAGAAUUUAGGAACUUUGCGUAUGAGAAUGCCAAAAUAUAUAAAGAAAACAUAAAAAAAUGGCAUGAUCAGAGGAUCGAGAAGAAAGAAUUUUGGGAAGGGCAGUUUGUUUUAUUGUUUAACUCCAGGUUGAAGCUAUUCCCUGGGAAAUUAAAGUCAAGGUGGUCCGGAUCGUUCGUGGUCACGAAAGUAUUCCCUCAUGGAGCAGUGGAGGUUAAAAACCCAAGUAACGGGGAUAUUUUCAAAGUCAACGGACAGAGGUUAAAACCUUACCAUCAAGUCCAAGAGGUAGGUUUGAUUCAACAUCUUCGUCUCACAUCUUGA